Molecule: messenger RNA, 2639 nt
Organism: Calypte anna (Anna's hummingbird)
Lineage: Eukaryota; Metazoa; Chordata; Aves; Apodiformes; Trochilidae
Gene: SRSF7
Product: serine and arginine rich splicing factor 7
Exons: 9
Coding region: 72-824 (250 amino acids)
Biological process (GO): mRNA splicing, via spliceosome
Cellular component (GO): nuclear speck
Molecular function (GO): zinc ion binding; RNA binding
Source: RefSeq, a predicted model, not a curated record
AGGGGAGGGCAGAGGGCAGGCGCGGGUAGCGGCGCGUGCGCGCGGAGAGGCGGUUGAGCGGAGCCGUUAGGAUGUCGCGUUACGGCCGCUAUGGAGGCGAGACCAAAGUGUACGUGGGGAACCUGGGUACGGGCGCGGGCAAAGGCGAGCUGGAGAGAGCCUUCAGCUACUAUGGGCCCCUGAGAACCGUGUGGAUCGCCAGGAACCCGCCAGGGUUUGCUUUCGUGGAAUUCGAAGACCCGAGGGAUGCUGAAGAUGCUGUCCGUGGACUGGAUGGGAAGGUGAUAUGUGGCUCCAGGGUCAGAGUAGAAGUUUCAACAGGGAUGCCCCGCCGCUCCCGUUACGACAGGCCUCCUGCGCGACGCCCCUUUGACCCUAAUGACAGAUGCUAUGAGUGUGGUGAGAAAGGCCACUAUGCUUACGAUUGUCACCGCUAUAGUCGCCGAAGAAGGAGCAGGUCCCGGUCUAGAUCUCGCUCAAGGUCCCGAGGAAGGAGGUACUCUCGGUCACGCAGUCGGAGUCGUGGUAGGAGGUCCAGGUCAGCUUCCUAUCGUAGGUCCCGGUCCGUGUCUCCUCGUAGGUCUAGGUCUGUGUCUCCCCGCCGGUCUCGAUCGGGUUCCUUGAAGAGAUCAAGGUCUAGAUCAAGAUCCAGAUCUAGAUCCAGAUCUGUUACAUGGCCCCGAAGCAGAUCUAGGUCUCAUGGCAGAUCAAAAUCUGGCUCUCUGGCUAAGAGUCGGUCAAAGUCCCGAUCACCAUCUCCAAAGAGAAGUCGUUCACCAUCAGGAAGCCCUCAAAGAAGUGCAAGUCCUGAAAGAAUGGAUUAAAGUUAUGAAGUUAAUCUUUUAGGAAGAAAGUUAUUUUGCUUACAUUAUUAUAAGGGAUUUUGUGGUGUCUUUGUAAAUGUAAGAAUGUAGAUAGGAGAGUAUAUCAACUAAAAUUUGGCAUGAUCUGGGUCUUCUGAGUUAGUCACGCCAAUAGACUAGCACAGGUCUCUUUUUAUUGUACGAAUUAACUUCCUGUGAUACGAAAUGUGGGAAUUUUUUAUUGGCACAUUGAAAUAAAAUGUGUAUUUUUAACUAAAACUUCCCUGUAGUAACCCUGCUGCUUCUGUUAACAUUUGGGUAAUUUUAGCUGUGUGCCAUGUAACAUGGAUGAAAAAUAACUAAUAAUCAGUGUCUUUUCAAACUAGUCAUUUUUCACAUUUAUUUUUGAAUAGUCUUUGGUGAAAGGAUCAGUUUCUGCUUUCUUUGCAAUCCAUCUCUGUCUGCAGAUGGCUAAAAAUUUGCAUAUGCCCCUUUUAUUUAUGAUAUUUAGCAGGAAUUAAUUUUUCUCCUUAAUCUAAUUAUUCCACAAAGCUUGCUCUCUGGUGCUUGACUACUUGUUAUACCAGAUACCCAGAAAUUUAGGAUGAAAUUUUAUUCAAAACACUGACAUAUUUUAAGCAAAUAACAUCUGCAGAAGCCUCUAAUGUAACAAAAAUCAUUAAUAACUUGACCAUUCCUACUUUCCCCUGUUGCAUUUUUAAAGUUAUUUAGGCUAUUAAUAUAAAGAAAAUCUCUUAAUGUCUCAAGGCAUGUUUCCCUUUUUGUGAGGGAAGAUGUAUGGGCUUCUGACCUACUUUCUGAUGAACCUUAGGAAAAUGUGUUUGAGAAGCAACAGAAAGCUGUUACUAGUCUUUCAGCAGCUCACUCAAACUUCCCUCUUAAAAGUGAAAGAUUCUCACAGCUGACCUGAGGCAUUUUAAUUUGCUUCACAGAAACUGGUAUGGUUUUUAAGCAACCCAGAUCCUGGAGACAAUUUGGUUGAAUUAAGGUAAUUUCUUACAGUAAAUACACACCUGCAGGAUUAAUUAUUUGUGUAUAAGUACCUCAAGCUCUGUGUUUGUCCUGAUUAUGUAGUAAAGAAUUGCAUGAUAAGGCACUUCAUUGACACAGAUCACAGCAAAAGACUGGAAACAAUGUUAGACUGUGAACAGACAGACUGGUAGGCAGAAGGGGAAAAAAGAUUUUAUCCAGCAGUUUCUGCAGUUAACAAGCAGUGAAAUGGAAAGUGAGGCCUCUCUGGCCUUCUUGUGAUACCUGUCAUGACUUUGCUUUUAAUGUCUAAACCACAGUAGAGCAUCUUAAAUGAAAAAAAAAAAUUCAGUCACACUUGGCUCACUCAUGAGUUUCAAAAUACAGGUUUCCUGUUACCAAUGACCUGAUGGAGCUUUUUCAGUGUAUGAGUCCAGACUCAACGUACUAUGGCGCUGCAGCAUUGUCUGGUCCUGUUAAUUAGUCCUAACAGCUAUGGUGCUUGGUGUCUGCCUGCACGCUCCCAUGGUGUGCCCAGCAAUGAGGAUCAGUGUCUCAUCUGCCAGGAGCAAUGAUCAAUAUUCUGGCAACAUCCAUGAAAUUUUACCAUUGCAGCACUGGGAGAGCAGGGGGGCGACACACAUUUUCCCCUGCUGUGAUUUAGCUGAAAUGCCUGAAACCUUUGACUUGUGUUUGAAGUAUUUAUUGAUUGUGCAUUGUCUGCCCGGUGUACAGCGUACCUAGUGAGAGGCACAUGUACACUGCUGCUCUGGAAUUUGAUCAGCUUUUUCUUUUCUGUACUCUUAGGCAAACCUACUCCACAAUAAACCUGCAGACUACAUGACA